CGGCGAUACGAACAGCAGCAGCAGCAACAGAAGCAGCAGCGCAAGGCAGUCGCUACCGCGGCGGACGCUCGCUCAUGGGAUAGGCGCACGCACCUGCACCAGCCGCGAUGAUCGCCGGGUCGGACAGCCUCAUGAACGUUCCGGUGGAGGCGACGGCGUUCCUGGGCGCUGUGGCAGCCUUCGUCGUGCUGCUGCUGGUGUUCUUCCUGUACCUCAACAAGAAGUGGUGCUUCUAUGGCGUGGGCGGCUUUCCUUGCUGUGACGAGCCGCUUGGCACCCGCACAGGACGUGCCAGCCACCACCUCGGGAAGGCGUACUCGUACGAGGAGCCGGAGUCGAGCUCGGACAGCGAGGAGGACGUGCUGCGGCGGCUGCAGCGCUCCGCCAGCCUCCACUCCGUCGUGCACGGCGCCUCCUCACCGGGUUGCUCGAGCGUCGGCGUUGGCGGCAGCGUGAUAGUAGAAAAGGAUUAUGGAACGGUGAGGAGCAGUGAGGUUGAAGGGACUGCUAUGUCUAGGGACGAGGAUGGUGAUGUUGGGCUGUGGAGUGUGAUGGAUGAGGAGAAGUUGUCUGUACGACAGAAGGAAACUAGGCGUGAAUUUUGUAUCGUGGUGCUGCCACAGGAGAACGAGCACGACCACGACCAGGUGUUCGACGUGUCGGAGCUGACGCUGGCCGAGCAGCAGAGCCAGCUGGUGUCCAAGUGCGGACACCUCGAGGUGGCGUUCGCGUACGACGCGCCGAUGCGCAAGAUGACGGUGCGCGUGCUGCAGGCGCGCGACAUCCCCGCCAGGGACCGCGGCGGCCCCACGCACUCGCAGGUUCGCCUGGUUAUGCUGCCGAGCAAGAAGCAAAAACACAAGACCAAGAUUCGCCAGGGUGAAAACCCACAAUUUCUGGAGAGUUUCUUGUUGCACAGAGUCAACCCGGAGGAUGUGAACAGCAUGGGCGUGCGCUUCCGGCUGUACGGCUGCGAACGCAUGCGGCGCGAACGCAUGAUCGGCGAGUGCGUCGUCAGCUUCGCGUCCGUCAACCUGGAGCUGGAAACCGUUCUCUGGCUGGCGCUGGAGCCUCGUGCCAACCUCACGCUAAACUCGUCAGCCUCAGACCUCCUGAGCCUGGCUAGAAGUGACAGCACAGGAUCAACACAUUCGAUGCAGCAUGGAGGAGUCCCAGAGCUCCUCCUUGGUCUAGCAUACAAUGGGACUACUGGACGGCUGUCUGUUGAAGUUGUCAAAGGAAGUCAUUUCAGUUUGUUAAAUUAUCCACGUCACUGUCGAAAUAUGGCCAUGACACGCGCACCUGAUACCUUUGUGAAGCUUUGUCUGGUCAGCAGCACUGGUCAGGAGAUGGCAAGGAGCAAGACAUCUAUUCGGCGAGGCCAGCCUAAUCCAUUGUUUAAAGAGACAUUCAUGUUCCAGGUAGCACUGUUCCAGUUGCCAGAUGUAACACUCAUGGUAUCAGUAUACAGCAAGCGCAGCAUGAAGCGGAAGGAGAUGAUUGGAUGGUUUUCUUUGGGUUUAAAUAGCUCUGGAGAGGAGGAAUUAGCUCACUGGAAUGACAUGCGUGGUGUACAUGGAGAGCAGAUUUGUCGUUGGCAUGUACUUGUUGAAUCUUAAUCAUCGUAUGACUGACUGAAAUUUGAUGAAUGCAUUAAAAUUUUCACUUGGGCUCAGCCCCAAGCAGUCAGGUUUCCAAGCAAAUGAAAAAAAAAUUUUGAACAUUUGUAAACUUUGUUUAAUGAUAAAAUUAAUGUUCUUGGACAGGAGUAAUGCUGGUAGCCCAUUGGUAAUGCGCUUGUCCUGUCAUUGAUUCAGGCAGCAGGAUGGAUGAAUUUUUCAUGCCUACAUAUGGCUGUUUAACUGGAUAUGGCA
This is a messenger RNA of Schistocerca piceifrons (Central American locust), 1874 nucleotides long. It is a transcript of the gene Syt14, whose product is annotated as synaptotagmin-14. The transcript has 11 exons. Bases 108 to 1619 code for a protein of 503 amino acids. The record is from RefSeq and is a predicted model, not a curated record. NCBI's taxonomy places the organism in Eukaryota, Metazoa, Arthropoda, Insecta, Orthoptera, Acrididae.